CGUGACCCGCGGCUUUCCGAAGCUUCCGGUUCCGGUUCACUUCCUCUGUUUCCGGGUUAGAGGUGCGAGGUCCUUCCGCUGUCGCGGACGGUUGGAGCGGGAGAAGCUGGAAGGCGCCGUCGCUCUGGGAGGGAUUUGCCCCCAGCAGGCCAUCAAUGAAAGUGUGAAACCUAUUGUCUGUUUCAUAGCUGUGGAUGAUCAGUAACACUUCUCUCAUCUUUAUAAACCAUGGCGUAUCAACUGUAUAGAAACACCACAUUGGGGAACAGCCUUCAGGAGAGCUUGGAUGAGCUCAUACAGUCUCAGCAGAUCACCCCUCAGCUUGCCCUUCAAGUGCUACUUCAGUUUGACAAGGCUAUAAAUUCAGCAUUGGCACAACGGGUCAGGAACAGAGUCAAUUUCAGGGGCUCUCUGAAUACAUACAGAUUCUGUGAUAAUGUGUGGACUUUUGUACUGAACGAUGUUGAAUUUAGAGAGGUAACUGAACUCGUGAAAGUGGAUAAAGUGAAAAUUGUUGCAUGUGAUGGAAAAAAUACUGGUUCCAAUACUGCAGAAUGACUAGAAAUGUGGGGGCUUUUUGUGCAACAUUUUCUGUUAAUAUGCAGCACUUUCUGGAGAGAAGCAUGGAAAAGAACUGUUCAUAAUUUAUUCUGGUGAUGCAGACAUGCGUUAAUCCAUGCUAGAAUGCAUCGCAGAAAGGCAGUGCAAAGAAAUAUCUUUCUGUAGCAUUUCUUCAAUUCACCUAAUAGGGCAUGAAGAAAACAAUGUUACUUUUCUAAAUGACAAAACAAAUAUUGUUGCCUUUUUUUGUUCAAAGUAAUUUCUCUAAUAAACUUUUAUUUAAAAUUUUCUAGAGAAGUGAGUGAUAAUUAGAAAGGUGUUUGUUAAAGCAUCCUUCUCACAAAAUUACCUUAAGCCUUAGGUAAAUUACUCUUGGAGUAGUGAUGAGAAACAGGAUGUAGAGGCAUACAGCUCUAGCUCACUAAUACGAAUGUGGCCCACAUAACUGAAACAAAUGGGGACACUUGUUUGCGGUUAGUGACUAAAUAGCCUUGGAGUCAGAUGUACUGUCACCACUAGAAAUGAUUGCUAUAAAUGGGAUGGAGGCACAUUGGCAAUAUGUUGUGCACUUGCACUGCCAGGGCAUGUGCUGUGCCUGUUUCUGGAGUAAAAUCUUUCCAUUUGUAGCAUUGUCGGUUUUGCAUCCUUUAGAAACCCUGCAUUAACUCACAUAUUAGAAAAUGAGUGUCAUGGGCUUAACCAGUGAAGUGAAAAUGAUUAAGCCCAGUCCCAUGAGAACAUUCUAAAUUCUCAAAUGUUAGGCGUGUAUAGAUAGAAUUUAUCUCACUUAUUUUAUUCAAGCUCUGGUCUAAUAUAUUUGACUGAACGCUUAUCAGACUUCAGUACAGUGCUCUAUUGAAAUUCUGUUAAUGUUCAGCUAUGAAUUUUAAAAAAAUCGUGUUCAAUACUCCAUCACAUGCUUUAAAAUUACUCUUCCUGUGAUUUGGAUACGACAAACAUAGGGAUUUUUUUUAUGCAUGAGGCAGGUCCUUUUGGAAUCUGAAGUGUCACAGCUGAAAAAGCUCCGGGAAUAGUUGUGUAAGUUUCUUCCCUCUACUAACUAACUCUGCUGGAUCUGUCGGUAAAUAUUUUUAGAAUGGGUAAUUAUGCCUUGUUUAGAGGCAUUAAAACUUCCAGAGAACACAUCUCCCAUUAAACCAACUAUUUAAAAAAAUUCUUGGUUGAAUUUUGAACCAAAUAUACUUUUAUGCCUAAACUUAGUAGUGUAUACUUUUUGUAUUUAUAAUUCAAUUACUAUCCCUCCUUAUUCACCACUUGAGAUCAGCUGUAGCUUUUUUGGAUUAGGCCAUAUAACAAGAGGACAUGUAAAGACAGUUAUAAAAAGUG
This is a messenger RNA of Chelonia mydas (Green sea turtle), 1908 nucleotides long. RefSeq names its product general transcription factor IIA subunit 2 (gene GTF2A2). The transcript is spliced from 5 exons. Bases 229 to 558 code for a protein of 109 amino acids. NCBI's taxonomy places the organism in Eukaryota, Metazoa, Chordata, Testudines, Cheloniidae. Gene Ontology annotation, molecular function: RNA polymerase II general transcription initiation factor activity; TBP-class protein binding. Gene Ontology annotation, cellular component: transcription factor TFIIA complex. Gene Ontology annotation, biological process: RNA polymerase II preinitiation complex assembly; transcription initiation at RNA polymerase II promoter. The record is from RefSeq and is a predicted model, not a curated record.